This is a messenger RNA of Trypanosoma cruzi, 1458 nucleotides long. RefSeq lists its product as uncharacterized. NCBI's taxonomy places the organism in Eukaryota, Euglenozoa, Kinetoplastea, Trypanosomatida, Trypanosomatidae. The coding region runs from base 1 to 1458 and encodes 485 amino acids. The transcript has a single exon. The record is from RefSeq and is a predicted model, not a curated record.
AUGACAAAUAUGGAGAAGAGGGCGUCUGCUUUCAGCACGGCGUCACCAAUACAUUUGGACUGCCCAGCUGCUUCUUGUCCAUUUGGCCAUGGCGCAAACAACGGUGACAACAACAGAACAGAGAGCCAUGAUGAAAGUAUGCAUCGUGGUUCAAGCUUCCCGCCGGUUGUUUCACAUAAUUUGUGUGAUGAACUGGGAAACUGCUUCAUGCAGCCGCCUAUUGCUCUUCUUUCGCGUAGACGGUACCAGGACCCUGCGGUAAUGCGUCUACAUGCUGCUUUGGCUUUUAGAGAGAUGCGGAGUUCCGCUAAUGAAAGUCCGGAACCACAAGCCUCUUCUUCAUGGACAACAAACUCAGCAGCAUCGCCAAAAAACAGCCUUUCUAUUGGGUAUGACGAUGAUGCAAUGUCUUCUUUUCUCUCCACGCCAGCUAACGGCUCACCAAUUAAAUUUUUCCGACGUGCAAAAUCUCUUGUAUUUCCUUCGGUACGGUCUUCGGCCUCGUUGGCUUCUGGGGACGAGGUUAAUCAUGUUUCAUCCGUGGUGGAAACCACAACGAAAUUAAAAAACUGCCCUUUUAUGAACUUCUACUGGAAUUCACAGCAGCAGCAGCAGCAGCAGCAGCAGGGUAUAGAGGACGGACAGGAAGGGUUGAUUGAAACGGAGAAACAAGAGGAAACAAUUGAAGGCGUGCAGGCUCCCUGUUUUAUUUUUGAUGCCAUGGCAGGUCCAAGCCAAGGUACCGAGAGGGGUAUGAGCGACAGCGACGUUCAGUUCCGUGGUGUCCCCACGGAUUCUUCUGCGGAUAAUGUUGCUGCUUGGGAAAUGGACGACAGAGAACGAAAAAGCCAUGACGUAGACGAUGAUGCUGCUUUAUCACACCACGAGGAUGACGAAGUCGUGGGCGUAACGGCGGAGGGAAAUUUUAUCUACCGACGGGACAUUGACGCAGAAGGGAGUCGUUUUGUUCGAGGAAAAGUUCAACAUCAUCAAGAUGACCGUCCUUUCCCGGAUGAGUGUGGCGAUGCCGAUACCUUCCCUGCGUUCAUCCCUACAGCCCCUUUUUGUACACCGGAGAGAAAUAUAUUUGCCACAGUUCUCAGCGACAGGGCAGCGGUUCCAAACUCACACGAAGAAAGGGUUGGUGUCUGGAAAAACGCAGCCGCCGCGUCAACCACAGCGUCGUUAACAAACGGCGCGGCAUUUCCUCGAGGGGGUUCUAUUGGUAGAAGCCGUCAGAAAAAAGCCCCUGAAUGGACCCCGAUUGAUGCGGAGUGGUGUUCUCUCCUCUUACGUUACCGUGUCUGCGAAAACGCCGAUGAGACGGAGUACAAGGAACUGAUAAGUGCAGUGAAUAAAUGGCACGAGGUGCGACUUCGCUACCCCAUGGAAGCAUUAGAGCGACGUUUGCGGGAAGGAGAAAGUUAUGACAGGCCCCCGUUUGUUCUCCGCUGGUAA